Messenger RNA from Trichobilharzia szidati, 291 nucleotides. The record is from the annotation of a GenBank genome assembly. Lineage: Eukaryota; Metazoa; Platyhelminthes; Trematoda; Strigeidida; Schistosomatidae.
UAAAAGAUGAAUGAACUCGAAAAACUCCUGAGCAAAGCUACUAAUCCUGUUUCUGAUCAAUAUAAUUCUGAUACAGUGAAUGAAAUUGCUAAGUUAAUAGAUACUCAACCGAAUGGUCCAGUUUUUACUCUACGUCUCCUUGCUCAUAAGAUUAAGUCUCCGCAUGAAAGAGAAGCUUUAAGUUCAUUGGCGUUGUUGGAAUCUCUGUCUAAACGGUGUAGUCCAACGUUUAUUUCCGAACUUGGGAAAUUCAAGUUCUUAAAUGAAUUGAUCAAAGUCCUAUCACCAAAG